ACCAGCUUAGUGACGUCAUCAAUUGAAGACAAUUUGUCGUCGUAAAAGGACAGGCGAAGAGGACAUUAUAACCCAACAAUCUUCAAUUAUCAAAAACAUCAGUACAAAAUCGACAAAGAUUGAUUCUCAGUGCCAGAAUCCGCCAUUUGUUUCGUAGAUGACACUAUGAAACGUGGCCUUGACGGACAAGAAGGGGUGUUCCAACAGCGUCGCGGACCGGAGAGCUUCCCACCACGGGUGCUAAGUGGUGCACCACAGAACUUUGAUCAGAUAUCAGGAGAAGCGAUGGCCGGGGUGCAGUAUCAGUAUCCUCAACAACCUGGACAUCAUGGCUCAAUCCACCACCAGCCUCAUGUGACAGCACCACAUCCCCAUCAGCAACCAGCUGUCCAUGCAUCACCUGCCCAGGCAAAUAUAGGGAAUGUCCAGGGACAGCAACAAUUUCAGCGACUAAAAGUGGAAGAUGCUCUCUCCUAUUUGGACCAAGUGAAGCUACAGUUCGGCAACCAACCACAGGUCUAUAAUGACUUCUUAGAUAUUAUGAAGGAGUUCAAGUCACAAAGCAUUGACACUCCAGGGGUAAUCAACAGGGUUUCAAACCUCUUCAGGGGUCACCCAGACCUCAUUGUUGGGUUUAACACCUUCCUGCCUCCUGGUUACAAGAUAGAAGUUUUGGUCAAUGAUCCAACACAGAUCAGUGUCACUCAUCCUGGAUUACAUGGACAGCCGGCCACCACUCAAUCCAUCUCAACUGGGCUACCGCCGUCCUUGCCAACAGGGCCACAAGCCCCACAGCCACCAUCUGCCCAAGUUCCAACACAGCAACAAGUGGACAAGCCUGUUGCGCCCCAGCCGAUUCCAUCAGCAUUAACGCCCUCAGCAGGAGGGAGGCCUAGAGUUUUCCCUCAAGGCACACCCACCACAGUUUCGGGUUCACAGACCCCUUCAGGCCAACCAGUACCACCAUCGUCCACAGUACAGCCACCAACGUCGCAACAGCAGCCCCAGUCACAUCAGCCACCCCAGCAGCAACCUCCACAACAGGGUCAAACCAACCAAGCUAACCAGCCAGUGGAAUUCAACCAUGCUAUUAAUUAUGUCAAUAAGAUCAAGAAUCGAUUUCAAGGGCAACCGGAGAUCUACAAAGCAUUCUUGGAGAUCCUUCACACGUAUCAGAAAGAGCAGCGUGCCGUCAAAGAGUCGCAGGGUGUCUACCAGCCAACUCUUACAGAGUCGCAGGUUUUUGAGCAAGUCGCUAAGUUAUUCCAGAACCAGGAAGACCUAUUGCAGGAAUUUGGUCAGUUUCUGCCAGAUGCCAAUGGUAGUGGAGGAACAGAUUUUAGUUCGUUCUCAAAAGAUGUGAUACAUGCACGUACGCCGAUGGUAAAUGACCACACAUCGAUAGUGAAGAAACCCAUCAGCCAGCCCUCAAAGAAGAGCCAUUUGAAACGACCAACCAUUACACCUUCACCUUCAUCUACCAAGAAAAUGAAGAUCAGUUCUGUUAAGGAUAUUUCAUUGGCUGAAGCGGGCAAACAUGGUAGUCUGAGCGAGUUUGCGUUCUUCGAUAAGGUUCGUAAAGCAUUACGGAAUCAAGAUGUUUAUGAGAACUUUCUACGUUGUCUGUUGCUGUUCAACCAGGAGGUUGUUUCCAGACCGGAGUUGGUACAACUUGCUACCCCAUUUCUUGGUAAAUUUCCUGAACUAUUCAAAUGGUUCAAAGAAUUUCUUGGGUAUAAGGAAUCUGAUAAGGUUGAUCAUAUGGCACCUAAGGAGCGAUCACAAGGCGAAUUGGCCACCGAGAUCAAUUUUACACAUUGCAAACGAUGCGGGCACAGUUAUCGUGCUUUGCCGAAGAGCUACCAACAGCCGCGUUGUACAGGCCGUACACAAAUCUGCAAUGAGGUGCUGAACGACACUUGGGUCUCAUUUCCCUCCUGGUCUGAAGACUCAACGUUUGUCAAUUCACGGAAGACGCAGUAUGAAGAACAUAUUUAUCGGUGUGAAGAUGAGAGAUAUGAGCUUGAUAUUGUCAUUGAAAUCAACAUGACUACGAUACGAGUGCUGGAGAAUGUGAACAAAAAAUUGCAGAGGAUGUCAUCAGAAGAACAGUCCAAAUAUAGAUUGGACAACGCUUUGGGUGGCACAUCAGAAACGAUACACAGAAAAGCAAUUCAAAGAAUUUAUGGUGAUAAAGCACAUGAUAUUAUCGAGGGCCUCAAGAAAAACCCCGCUGUCGCCGUACCACUUGUUCUCCGAAGACUAAAGUCCAAAGAUGAAGAAUGGAAAGAUGCGCAGCGGAGUUUCAAUAAGAUCUGGCGUGAACAGAAUGAGAAAUAUUACCUCAAAUCCUUGGAUCACCAAGGAAUUAAUUUUAAGCAGAAUGAUACCAGAGGACUUCGCUCAAAGAGCCUGCUCAACGAAAUUGAAAGUAUAUUUGAUGAGCGGCAAGAAGUGAUGUUAGAUGGCUGCAAGGAUAAUGGCCACCCACAUUUAGAGCUGAAAUCAUAUGAUAACCAUAUCCUGGAAGAUGUGGCAUCUCUAAUAAUUCAUCAUGUUAAACGGCAAACCAGUAUUCAAAAGGAGGAUAAACAGAAGAUCAAACAACUUUUACAUCACUUCCUACCAGAUUUUAUGUUCCGAGAACGAGGGGAAUUAUCAGAUGACGAGGAUGAAGAUGAUGAUGAGGAGGAUGACGAUGAAGAAAUGGAAACAGAUGAGGCAUCUGAAAAAGUGUCAAGGAAAGAAAAAGCUGCUGAAAUAAGGAAGAGCCGGAAAAGUCUACUUUCAAACGGGCCAGUCAACGGAGAGCAAUGGCAAUCAGAUGACGUCUAUCACUUAUUUUUUGUUAACAAUAACUGGUAUUUAUUCUUCCGGCUACAUAACAUAUUAUGUGAACGGUUGAACAAAAUGUACAAACGAGCUCUUAUCAUUUCCGAAACAGAGGGCGGCAUACAUAGGAAAGCCGCCAAGGAAUCAACAGCUUUUGCGCUCGGACUUAAGCAACCACUAGAAAUUGAGCCAGAGGAAUAUUAUAACGCCCUUCUUGAAAUGGUACGCAAUCUACUGGACGGCAACAUGGAGAGUACACAGUUUGAGGACCAGCUCAGAGAAAUGUUUGGCAUCCACGCAUACAUCACCUUUACCUUAGAUAAGGUUGUACAGAACCUUGUUCGCCAGCUUCAACAUGUUGUUGACGAGAACUGCCUACCAAUCACAGAGCUGUAUAUUGAAGAGUUGAGGACAGGAGGCGGUGGUGGUACUUGUGCGACAGCUGCACUUAGAGCAGGAUUAGAGACCUCCUAUCAAAAGAAAGCAGAACAGCUGAUGGCUGAUGAAAACUGUUUCAAGCUGAUUUACAGUAAAGCUGAACAUAAAGUUACUAUAGAACUGCUUGACACAGAAGAGGACCACAGCGAAGAUCCAGUAGAGGUGGAGAAAUGGUCCGACUACGUGGAAAAAUAUGUAAACACAGAAACCACGUCCACUGAACUGAGAGAACAACUUGCCAAAAAGCCUGUCUUUCUACCACGAAAUAUUCGGCAGACACGGCAAACGGAUGAGAACCUCUUAAAAUCAGAAGACAUACGAUUACAGCCGGAGAAGCUACCGGCUACGAGUACCACUGGGCCCGGAGGUGAUGGCGCCCUUAAAGGACUUGACGUGGUGAACAACAUGGAAUGCCAGUUUAACAUUAACUCAUACAAGAUUGUGUAUGUAGUCAAUUCUGAAGAUUAUAUGUACAGGAGAACAGCACUGAAGAAGGCCAAAGAGUCCCACCAAGAAGUCAGCAUUAAAUUGCACACAAAAUUCCGCAAGUGGUUCAACGAAUGGGUAAGGAAAAACGUUAGUCGGGAACAAGAGAAGCAAGUGGAACGCUGGUUUAUGGGUGAUAUUGAUGACCUGAUACCUUGCCAAACAAGGAGUCGUAAGGUGGAAACGGAAGAGCACAAGUACCGAAGGUUUUCAGUCAUUUACCCCAAAGAGGACUCACUGAGUUCAAAAUCAUGAGGGUGAGCAAGUGCACCUGCUCUCACUCCCACUUUCUACAAAUCAAGUUGUAUUUAUACUUUGUAAAGUAUAAGGUAAUUUUUGUCCCAAAUUUUGAGAUGACUUUGUAAAUAGUGUAUGUACAUUGGUUAAUGCUGGAGAGAGAUCUACAGCGAAGCAGUUAGACUGCAUCGAUUCAGGAUAAUAAUUGUCAGUAUGUAUUUUACAACACCUGAAUGAUUUGCAGAUCAGUUGAGGAUGAGGGCACUUGACCGACCACAACUUCCAGGAUUGGUACGCGUGCUACAAUAAAAUGUGUACUGGUCUGUCUUAUACAAUUAGAGCCAUGUGGUUUUUAGCAUCUAUAUUUAGCCGGUGGUCUAGAAGAUUUUUUUUAAUGAAAGCCCUAUCCUCAAAGUGUGGUUUAAGUAACUGUAUUUAAACAAAAGCCCUGGAUGUGUACAGUAGUUAAUGUAGACGAAGCAUUAAGUAUUGAAAUAUAUUGUACUUGGAGUCCUCACUCUGAUUCUGUAUUUUUUUACAUGAUUAUUUCAUCUCCUUAUUAUUUUAUUAUUAUUGAAUGUUAAUUAUUUAAAUUAUAAUUAUCAGUGUGUGCGUGUGUGUAUUUUUAUUUAUUUUUUCACAAGCUAAGCAUACUGCCAAUUUUGUGAUACAUUUUUAAGAUUCCUCUUUGCUUAAAUCAUUUUCCAAUACUUCUCCUUUCUCAACUGUCACCAAUUAGCUAUUCAAUUACUGAUAUUCAAAGGAUACUUUAAAAAAAUUAUUUUUGUAUUAGCAAUAAUGAAAUUGGAAUGGAGGUUUUUAUUUCCAUGGUUGUUUGAGAGCUCCAUAUUGUGAAUGUGCCCUUUUGUACAAGUUUUUACAAUCGGUAUCACUGAUGCAAUACUUGGAAAAUAGUCUUUUGUAACUAUCUUUAAAUCACAUACUCAUUAUAUAUUAUAUAAGACUGUAUUAACAGAUGGGAAAUAAAAAUAGUGACAAAGACUGUAAUUUUUGAAGUUACAUCGUAUGCAUGUUCAGAAAAAACAAAACAAAGUAUGGUUAAGGACAUAAAUGCAGUUCUCGUGUUACAUUUAUAUACAUUUUUUGGCUCACUUUUAAACAAGUCAUCCUAUUUGAAAUCAGCCCUUCAUCCUGACAAUAAAAUAGCACUACGUUAAUUAAUGAUCAUAAUGUUUGUUUUAUAUAAUACAUAAAUGCCUACAGUAAAUGCUUGAAUAAGCGCCGCAGCGUUUAUAAAAACAUAUUGGUAUAUCGUUUUAGAUGCCUGUUCCUAUGAUAACUAUUUCACAUAUUUCAGUAGGCCUACCAUAGGUUCUAUCAUCGUUCUUUUCGUUUAUAAAGAAAAGCUUGUGUCUUCAUUGUGUUACUUAUUCAUUUUAACACUGUAUAUAUUGUAUUUAAAACUCUGUUUCGUUACACACAGGGUAAUAUUAUAUACAGUACUCUUGAUUAAGUGCCGAGGCGCUUUAGGGAAAAAAGUUAUGUUUGGUGCGGUGCUUAUUCGAGCAUUUACGGUAAGCUUUCUAUGUGUUGCUCAUUAUUGCCCCGGUCAUAGGACCAAAACCACAUACUGUAGCUCCCUGUGGGGAGUAUUCCAAUAAAUGUUGAAGUGCACUGGAAUUUGUGAAUAAAGUGCCUUGCCUAAAACAGCCACCCUCAAUUGCUUCUACUAGAUGGGAUUUAUCGAACGCAUUCAGCCGGGCACUCACCCGAUGGUCGGCGGCCAACAUAAUUAUAUGGAGAAGGCCACAACGUACGUGCAGCAGAUCGUUUUAAUGACGAUCUUUUAGACUGCCGCCAACAAUCGGCAGACGGUGUCUUGUCGUCUAACGCUCAGAGCGAGUGGAGUUGGAUUCGUCGCACGAUACAGUGAGUGUCAGGCUUUAGUGAACGACAGAUCUUGAGACAGGUGCUUAAAAAUAGGAUAACAAUAAUGAAAGGAUUUGAUUAGAGAAAGGGUAGAGUAAGGAUUGAAGAAUUGACAACUGUGUGUUAAGGCAUUGCAAUAAUUUUUUUUUUUAAUGCAGGGAUCACGCAGCAACAAAACACCUUGAUAUUGAAAGGUGGUCUAUAUCCUUAUGGACUUAUCUGUUUUAUAAGCAUUACAUAACCCAUUCUUAAACAAAUUUAAAUCAUGGAUGGUUUCUUAGGUGGAAAAGAAAAAUAUUUUAUGCUUACAAUGCUCUGCAUGCAUGUUACUACGACCAUGGUAGGAAAUGGAAUUUGACACAAUCAAGGCUUCAUUGCGGAUUAAGGAUCUUUGUUAAUCAUUAUUGUAAUGAUUAUUUAGUAACUCAAAAGACUCUUUGUUACAUGCCUAUGAAGUAAUUCUUGUAAAGGUUAAUUGUGGAAGUUAUUAUACUACUACUACUACUGUCCGACCUGCAGUGUAAUGUGUAGUGUUGCAGCCGACUUCUUUGGCCCAAACCCCCCCCCCCCCCCCCCCCCCCCCCCAACUUUUUUGCAAUAUUGCGUGAACAUAGGGUUUUAGUCAGCCCAGAUGGUUUUUAUUAAAUAUAAUUUGGUUCUUGUAUAUUUGUAUUUAUCUUAAUCACCUUCAGAAUAUCUUCACAGAGAACUGAACUCGCUUCUUUCUUGGCGAUAGUAUUUUGUAUACAUCUGGAAACAUUCCACCACAAGUUCACGAAAUAAAUUUAAGUGCAUUAACUUAAUUUUUCUCCAAAAGAUCAAGAACAUAAAAGGCCUAAAUUGGGUACCAAAGUAUUUGAAAUUAAGAUAUAAAUGUUUAUUCCUUUUUACCAGACUACACUAUGUUAGGCAGGUAGUGUAAACUAUUCUUAUUUUUUGGUAUUAUUCAAGAUAAUUUUUUUUCUUUCUUUAUUAAAGACACUUAUUAAAUUUGUACAGUUCAGUUGUGAAUUACAAACUCCAUUAAAUUCCUUUUUCAGGUAAUCUGUUGAGUAACUUUGUUUUUUUUUUCCAGUUGUCAUUGAUAGCACCUACAACACUAACAGAAACGCUUAAACUCUUAAGCACUCACUGCAUUGUACAACAAAUGCAACUCCACUCUGUGAGUGACACCGUCUGCUGAUUGUCGGCGACAGUCUGAACUGAUUGUCAUUAAAAAAACGAUCCGCUGUGCGUGCAUCGUUGCGUUGCGUAUUUUAUAGAAUCGCGCUGACUGGCAAGCGCAGUGUCUGGCUUUAGAGGUGAAUCCCCUUUUACUACUAAGCACCGGGCCCCUUCUACUAAUAACUCAGCUUACACAAAUUACAGGUCCUUCCAUUAAAUGAAGACGUCCAAAGCUAUGAAAAUUAAUUGCUCAUACGUGGGGGCCAUCAGUUCUGCCAUAAAGAACAAUGUUAUUUGGCUUUUAUAUUAUCCCAUUUCCAAAGUGGCAUUUUAUCAAAACAAUCAAUUUCUAUCAAUGAGCUGAAUGAGCUUUAGCUUAAAUAUUUAUCGAUAGGGAGAUUACCCAUCCCCGGCCACUUUUUGAGCAAAAAUACUUUGCAGAUAUGCAUGGGACCCAAACAUUCGCUGUUGCGCUCUGACAGUAACACAUUCUCCAGUUUGGGUCGGGGGAGUGCUGAAUAGAAAUAUUACAUCCACUGAACAUUAUUACAAACUGCAGUUAAGGGGUCAUCCAUAAUUAUCAACAUCUUCAAAAGAGUACAAAACAUACUCUUUUCUGUUACCCCCUCCCACCCCCGAAAGAGUACACAAUAAAGUGUUGAUUUGUGUCAUUUUGAGAUCAACAUUUAUGUUUUUUAUAAAAGUAUGUCUACACUUUCAACCCCCUAAAGCGUAUGUUUUGUACUCUUUUGAAAAUGUUGAUAAUUAUGGAUGACCCCUAAACACAAUGAGAAAAAAAUAUCUAAAAACCCAUGAUUGCCGACGAAGAGCCAAAAAGUGCCCUAGACUCGGAAAGCCACAGGACCACUGGUUAUGUUAAUACUAAAGUAUUAUUUCCAAAAUGUCUUUACAUUCACAAUAAAAGUGCAUUUGUGACAGAAAUUUUUUAUCAACACAUUAAUAAACCAAUUGUUUUAAAUAAAUUGAGUACAUAAAACAAAAACCCCUUUAUGAUGAUAGUUUUGCACCUUAAAGGUACAUGUAUACUGUACUGCCACCUACAAUAUAGGAUUAAAAUUUGGUAUGGAAAAAUGUAAGGGUAUAUAAUAUACAAAGAUAGUACUGUAUUUAAAAUUGAAUUCCGUGGCAGUCAGUGAUGCAAGAUGAAAACUACAGUAGUGUACUAGAGCAUACCAGUGGGGUGGUGGGCCAAGUUCCCCACACUGUCUCGUAGAUAUGCAACUGGUGGCAGUACAUUAUAACCUCCGGUACAUUAAUAAUAAUCAGUACACUGUGCAGAUGAUUCUAACCAGCACCAUUACUAAGGAAAUAUUAAGUGAAAACUAGUUUACUGUUUUUAAUACAAUUCAACUCAGAUGCUGAAAAUGACAAAAAAAAAUAUUUUGAAAUUAUAUUUCAUCAUUCUGCAUUAACAUACAGUUUAUUAACUUGAGCAUAGGAAUUAUUGAAUUUAAAAAAAAAA
This is a messenger RNA of Anneissia japonica, 8530 nucleotides long. Its product is annotated as paired amphipathic helix protein Sin3a-like. Bases 166 to 4011 code for a protein of 1281 amino acids. The record is from RefSeq and is a predicted model, not a curated record. Gene Ontology annotation, biological process: negative regulation of transcription by RNA polymerase II. Gene Ontology annotation, cellular component: chromatin. Gene Ontology annotation, molecular function: transcription corepressor activity. NCBI's taxonomy places the organism in Eukaryota, Metazoa, Echinodermata, Crinoidea, Comatulida, Comatulidae. The transcript has 22 exons.